AUGCCAAAAUGUGGUUUUGCCUUCAUUCGCCUUUUUGUGCUUUUACUCGGUUUCUCCAUCAUUUGUGUGGGAGUCCUUUGCCUUUCCACAAGUUACUCCAUAUGCAGAUGUGGAAAUAAUGAGCUGGUGUUUUAUUGCCUGUUAGCUUUGGGGCUAUUUCUCCUUGUGGCUGGCAUUUUCUGGAGCACUUUCUAUGAAGUCUUGAAAUGCGGGGACGCCAGCAGCGCCUUCAUUCGAAACCGCAGCCGUAGAGAGCUACGCAUCAGCACCAUAGACAGGCCUGACUUCUAUCCCCCCUCCUAUGAAGACAGCACAGAUCCUGAAAAAUCCUUUCCACUGCCAGUUGCCUCCACACUAAAACAGCACGACAUCAUCAAUAUCCCUCUGCCCCCAUACAGCGAAAGCAGCGCAGAGUUCAUCAGUGAAACUAACGAGCAGGAACAGCCACCACCUUACGAAUUAUCUGCGAGGCAGCUAAUGAACUACUUACUGGAAUAUGGUGUGGGAAAUCAGCUUGAAAUUUUUGACAAUCUUAAAGAAGCAAAGAUUUUAAAUGGUUUGCUUUUGAUCAAACUUACUAGCGUGAAUUCAGCUUUGCCAAGAAUAACAGCUGACAGUUUCAGAUUAAAGGAAUUUUCUUGGGACUGGAGGAUAUGA
Messenger RNA from Charadrius vociferus (killdeer), 657 nucleotides. RefSeq names its product transmembrane protein 252 (gene TMEM252). Lineage: Eukaryota; Metazoa; Chordata; Aves; Charadriiformes; Charadriidae. The record is from RefSeq and is a predicted model, not a curated record. The transcript has 3 exons. The coding region runs from base 1 to 657 and encodes 218 amino acids.